GCAUGCAAACAGGUAACCCAUUAAGCCCCUCAGACCAUCACUUGUGUUUCAGUAGCUGUCUGCACUUCGACAAUGACACAUAAACUUCUAUUGUGGAUCUUUACCCUAACUGCAUGCCGCAAUCUCUCAGUGAGUCAUGGUCCUCUUGAAGGGGUGAGGGACUAUGAAGUAGUCCGACCCAUCAGACUACAUACUCUGCAGAAAAGAGAAACCGAGUCAUCCAGGCCAGAAACGUUGAAGUAUGCAAUGAGAGUGGGUGGGAGAGACAUUGAGAUGCAUCUGGAGAAGAAUAGGGAAUUACUCACGAAAGACUAUAGUGAGACUUACUACACUGAGGAUGGCACACCAGUCACCUCUACGCCUCAGGAUAUGGAUCACUGCUACUAUCACGGCAGUAUUGUGGAUGACAGUGAGUCUACGGUCAGCAUGAGCACCUGCGAUGGACUCAGUGGAUAUUUCAGAACGGCCGCCCAAAGGUACCUGAUUGAGCCCCUGUCAGGGGGGGAUGAUGGUGAUCACGCAGUGCUGAAAUACGAGGACCAGAGCCCCAAGCCUGUGGUGUGUGGAGUCACUAAUACUACCUGGAACGAAGACUACCCUUCCAUUACUGUCAGGAGCCGUUCUCGAGCCUCAGGUCCAUCUAUACUUCAACAGCAAAAAUAUGUUGAGCUUGUCCUCGUUGCAGACAACCGUGAGUACAAGAAGAUGGAGAGUAAUCGGGGAGAGCUGCGUAAGAGGAUAUUUGAAGUGGUUAACUUUGUCAACAUGGUGUAUAAGCCUCUCAACACCUUUAUUGCCCUGGUUGGUCUGGAGGUGUGGUCAGACAGCGAUAAGAUAUCAGUGACCGCCCCUGCUGGUGCCACCCUGGACGCCUUUACCACGUGGAGGAACAACGACCUGGUCAAGACUAAGCCCCAUGACAACGCACACCUCAUCAGUGGCAUUGACUUUGAGGGAUCGACGGUGGGUCUGGCCUUCAUCGGGACUCUAUGUUCAGGUCAUUCAGCUGGGGUGGUGCAGGAUCACAACCCCAGGGCCAUAGCUGUGGGGGCAACAUUGGCCCAUGAGAUGGGCCACAAUCUGGGCAUGAACCACGAUGACUCCAGUGCCUGUGCUUGUUCUGGGAAUAGCUGUAUAAUGGCUGGGGCCCUCAGCUGGGAUAUCCCAAAGUCAUUCAGUAGCUGCAGUAGUUCGAGCUAUGACCAGUUCCUGAAUAAUCGUAACCCUGAGUGCCUACUGAACAAGCCAGACUACCGAAAUGUGGAAUCAACCCCAGUGUGUGGGAAUGGCUUUCUGGAGAAAGGAGAGGAGUGUGAUUGUGGCUCCCUGGAGGAGUGUACAAACCCUUGCUGUAAUGCCACCAGCUGCACACUGACCAAAGGCUCCGAGUGUGCUGCAGGAGAGUGCUGUGAAGACUGUAAGAUCAUGGCCUCGUCCACAGAGUGCAGAAGGAAACAUGAUGACUGUGACCUAGCGGAGUACUGCACAGGGAAUUCAGCCGUCUGUCCUGAGGACGUCUUCUCUGUCAAUGGGAUCUCCUGUGACAGAGGGAGGGGCUACUGCCGCAACGGCCAGUGUCCACAGCAUCACGACCAGUGUGUGAAAAUGUAUGGCCCAUCUGCUGAAAAGGCCACAACGUACUGCUAUAACCAGAACACCAGAGGACUGUACUACGCCUACUGCAGACGGCCUUCACAGGACCAGUUCAUCCCCUGCCAGAGCCAAGAUGUGCAGUGUGGGAAACUCUUCUGCAAGAACGGUAACGAUGACCCCAACUAUGGUCGCAUGGUGAAAUUCUCCGACUGCAAAGCCACAUUCUACGGUGAUCACACCAGUGACUUUGGACAGGUGAACACGGGGACCAAGUGUAAUGAUGGGAAGGUGUGCAGCAAGAACGAGUGUGUGGAUCUUGAGACAGCCUACGGACCCAAAGCCACCAACUGCUCAGCCCGGUGCAAAGGACAUGCUGAGUGUAAUCACAGAAUGGAGUGCCAGUGUGAACCUGGAUGGUCACAGCCAGGCUGUGAUACAAAGGAUGGAAGCUUCACAGGCCUCUCCAGAGAAGGAGUGAUUGGCAUUGCAGUGACAGUCUCUCUGCUGCUCCUGGCUGCUAUUGCUGGGGCAGUGGCUGUGUUCCUAAAGAAGAGACGACAGUCCCCCACUCUGCCUAGCCACCAUACCCAGAAGAAAAUCCAUGAAGUGGACAACCACAUCCAUAACCAACUGCCAAUCCCCAGCCAAAACAAAGCUAUGCCACAGCAGCCCAAGCGACCAAAAGUAGCUCCGCCCCCACCCCCUCCAGCUGCUAACCAAUCACAAGCCCCGGUCUAUGACUUCAGGGCCGUACGACAGGCUCUGAGACCACCACCACCACGUGUCUGAUGUCAACAUCUAAAGGAGAAGAGUGGAAACAGGAGGAUCUCAAACCUUACCAAGACCUCAAAUGCAGGGUCACAACUGCCAGGCCAGCCAGAGCACAGUCAGUCCAGAGACCUCACUUCUUUGGGAUAAUUUUACAGAACCCUAGACUAGAGACAAGUUGGCUCUGCCACCACUUCUGAAAAAGCCUGGUCCCAGAUCUCUUUGUUCUCUGGCCAACUCCAUUGCUCAUUGUUUGGCAUGACAAUGAGUGACAAGGAAUUGGCAUGAUGGCACAAACAGACUGGCACUCAGGCUACCUAUGAAGCUCAAGGAAUGUGUUUGUGCCAAUGAUGUGCAUGAUGGGUAAACUCAGUAUAGUGACAAAUAUGGAAUGGACUGAGGAGUCCUCUUUUUACGAGGAACAUCUUAAAAAAAUGACACUUUUUAGUAUUCAUUUUAUACCUGUAAUUUAUUUGUCACUGCCAUGUGAGGGAGUGAGUGUUCAGUAUGUGAUAAUAUGCCAUUUAUUUUUGUACUAUUACAUUUGUCAAUGGUGACUGUUUAUUCCCGACUUUGGCUGAGUACUGAGUCUACAGUAAAUAUUUUUUAUUAAUUCAAAGUAUUACUGAGGACAGCCAUUGCUGACUAAAGUUCUGUAUAAAAAAAAUACACAUGCUCAA
Messenger RNA from Salvelinus namaycush (lake trout), 3041 nucleotides. RefSeq names its product zinc metalloproteinase-disintegrin-like brevilysin H2a. Gene Ontology annotation, molecular function: metalloendopeptidase activity. Gene Ontology annotation, biological process: proteolysis. The record is from RefSeq and is a predicted model, not a curated record. The coding region runs from base 73 to 2382 and encodes 769 amino acids. The transcript has 22 exons. Gene Ontology annotation, cellular component: plasma membrane. NCBI's taxonomy places the organism in Eukaryota, Metazoa, Chordata, Actinopteri, Salmoniformes, Salmonidae.